This is a messenger RNA of Echinops telfairi (small Madagascar hedgehog), 5626 nucleotides long. RefSeq names its product nucleoporin 188 (gene NUP188). Bases 578 to 5257 code for a protein of 1559 amino acids. The transcript has 44 exons. The record is from RefSeq and is a predicted model, not a curated record. Lineage: Eukaryota; Metazoa; Chordata; Mammalia; Afrosoricida; Tenrecidae. Gene Ontology annotation, molecular function: structural constituent of nuclear pore. Gene Ontology annotation, cellular component: nuclear pore inner ring. Gene Ontology annotation, biological process: RNA export from nucleus; protein import into nucleus.
GGCAGCCGCCGGCGAGGUGUCUGUGAGGAGCAAUAGAGAACUGUGGACAAUUCUGCUUGGAAGGUCAGCUCUGAGAGAGCUGAAUCAGAUUGAGGCAGAACUGAAUAAACAUUGGCAGCGACUGCUGGAGGGGCUUUCUUACUACAAACCCCCCAGUCAGAGUUCAGCUGAAAAAGUGAAAGCAAAUAAAGACGUAGCUUCAGCAUUGAAGGAGCUGGGUUUAAGAAUCAGCAAGUUUUUGGGUCUUGAUGAAGAACAGAGUGUACAGUUACUUCAGUGUUACCUUCAAGAGGAUUACAGGGGUACUCGGGGCUCAUUGAAGACGGUAAUACAAGACGAGAGGCAGAGCCAGGCCUUGAUUCUGAAGAUUGCAGAUUAUUACUAUGAAGAAAGAACCUAUAUUCUUCGUUGUGUCUUACACCUUCUUACUUAUUUCCAAGAUGAAAGGCACCCCUACAGGGUUGAAUAUGCAGACUGUGUUGAUAAAUUAGAGAAGGAGCUAGUUUCAAAAUACAGACAGCAGUUUGAAGAGCUUUAUAAAACUGCAGCACCAACAUGGGAGUCACAUGGAAACCUCAUGACUGAGCGCCAAGUGUCUCGCUGGUUUGUUCAGUGCCUUCGGGAACAAUCCAUGCUGCUAGAAAUUAUUUUCCUUUAUUAUGCUUACUUUGAAAUGGUACCAAGUGACCUAUUGGUGUUGACUAAGAUGUUUAAAGAGCAAGGAUUCGGUGGCAGGCAGACCAAUAGGCAUCUGGUGGAUGAGACCAUGGAUCAUUUUGUGGAUCGGAUUGGCUACUUCAGUGCCCUUAUUCUGGUGGAAGGCAUGGAUAUUGAAUCCUUGCACAAGUGUGCUCUGGAUGACAGGAGAGAACUGCACCAGUUUGCCCAGGAUGGGCUUAUUUGUCAGGAUAUGGACCAUUUGGUGUUGACCUUUGGGGACAUUUCUCAUCAUGCCCCUGUACUUUUGUCCUGGGCUCUCCUCCGUCACACCCUGAGCCCAGAAGAGACGAGCACUUUGGUUCGGAAAAUAGGGGGCACAGCCAUCCAGCUCAAUGCAUUUCAGUACUUGACCCAGCUCCUCCAGUCACUCGCCAGUGGGGGAAAUGAUUGCACCACCAGCACUGCAUGCAUGUGCAUCUACGGACUCCUCUCCUUCGUCCUGACCUCGCUGGAGCUGCACACGCUGGGCAAUCAGCAGGAUAUAAUUGACACAGCAUGUGAAGUUCUGGCAGACCCUUCUCUUCCAGAACUAUUUUGGGGAACAGAACCGACCUCUGGUCUUGGGAUCAUUCUGGACAGUGUGUGUGGAAUGUUUCCCCAUCUCCUUUCCCCACUCUUGCAAUUGCUCCGCGCCCUUGUGUCAGGGAAAUCCACUGCCAAAAAGGUAUAUAGCUUCUUGGAUAAGAUGUCUUUCUACAAUGAACUCUAUAAGCACAAGCCCCAUGAUGUGAUCUCUCAUGAAGAUGGAACUCUCUGGCGCAGACAGUCACCCAGACUUCUGUACCCUCUGGGAGGUCAAACCAACCUUCGCAUACCUCAAGGCACCGUGGGCCAAGUCAUGCUGGAUGAUAGGGCUUAUCUAGUACGUUGGGAAUAUUCCUACAGCAGUUGGACCCUCUUCACUUGUGAGAUUGAAAUGCUGCUUCAUGUUGUUUCAACUGCAGAUGUGAUUCAACACUGCCAGCGCGUCAAGCCUAUAAUUGAUCUGGUUCAUAAGGUCAUCAGUACCGAUCUAUCGAUUGCUGACUGCCUCCUGCCAAUCACAUCUCGCAUCUACAUGCUGCUGCAGCGGCUAACGACUGUGAUCUCCCCCCCUGUGGAUGUCAUUGCUUCGUGUGUCAAUUGUUUGACUGUUUUGGCUGCCCGGAAUCCAGCAAAGGUCUGGACUGAUCUUCGUCAUACAGGGUUCUUACCAUUUGUGGCUCACCCUGUCUCCAACAUGAGUCAGAUGAUUAGUGCGGAAGGUAUGAAUGCUGGAGGCUAUGGAAGCCUCUUGAUGAACAGUGAGCAACCCCAAGGGGAGUACGGGGUCACCAUUGCCUUUCUGCGCUUGGUCACUACUCUUGUCAAGGGGCAGCUGGGUAGUACCCAGAGCCAAGGGCUUGUGCCUUGUGUCAUGUUCGUGCUGAAGGAGAUGCUCCCCAGCUACCACAAGUGGCGCUAUAACUCCCACGGAGUGAGAGAGCAGAUUGGUUGCCUGAUCUUGGAGCUGAUCCAUGCAAUACUGAACCUGUGCCACGAGACAGAUCUGCACAGCAGUGACACACCCAGCCUUCAGUAUCUCUGUGUCUGCAGUCUGGCCUACACAGAAGCAGGACAGACAGUUAUCAAUAUCAUGGGCAUUGGCGUGGACACCAUUGACAUGGUAAUGGCAGCUCAUCCCCGAAGUGACGGGGCAGAGGGCCAGGGACAAGGCCAGCUGCUGAUUAAGACUGUGAAACUGGCAUUCUCCAUUACCAACAAUGUUAUCCGGUUGAAGGCUCCCUCUAAUGUGGCAUCCCCCCUGGAGCAAGCUCUCACACAACAUAAUGGUGCCCAUGGAAACAACCUGAUUGCUGUUCUAGCCAAAUACAUCUACCACAAGCAUGACCCUGCUCUGCCACGUCUUGCCAUCCAGCUGCUGAAACGUUUGGCCACGGUGGCCCCAAUGUCGGUGUAUGCCUGCCUGGGCAGUGAUGCGGCUGCUAUUCGUGAUGCCUUCCUGAUCCGACUGCAAAGCAAGAUUGAGGAUAUGCGCAUCAAAGUCAUGGUCCUGGAAUUCCUCACAGUGGCAGUGGAGACCCAGCCGGGCCUCACUGAGCUGUUUCUGAACCUGGAGGUGAAGGACGGCAGUGAUGGUUCUAAGGAAUUCAGCCUUGGCGUGUGGAGCUGUCUACAUGCGGUGCUGGAGCUGAUUGACUCCCAGCAGCAGGAUCGAUACUGGUGUCCACCCCUGCUGCAUCGGGCCGCCAUCGCCUUUCUGCAUGCCCUGUGGCAGGACCGCCGCGACAGUGCCAUGCUGGUACUCCGAACUAAGCCCAAGUUUUGGGAGAAUUUAACCAGCCCGCUCUUUGGAACCCUUUCUCCUCCUUCAGAAACCUCUGAGCCCAGCAUCCUGGAAACCUGUGCCCUAAUUAUGAAGAUCCUUUGCUUGGAGAUAUACUAUGUUGUUAAGGGCUCACUGGACCAGUCAUUAAAAGAUAGGCUCAAGAAGUUUUCCAGUGAAAAACGCUUUGCCUACUGGUCAGGUUUUGUCAAGUCCUUGGCCGUUCACAUGGCAGAGACAGAAGGCAACAGCUGUACCUCUUUGGUCGAGUACCAGAUGCUGGUCUCUGCCUGGCGGAUGCUUCUCAUCAUUGCCACCAGUCACGUGGACAUAAUGCACCUGACCGACUCUGCAGUGCGUCGCCAGCUCUUUCUUGAUGUGCUUGAUGGGACCAAAGCCUUGCUCCUCGUUCCAACUUCAGUGCACUGCCUCCGCCUUGGCUCCAUGAUGUGUACUCUGCUGCUGAUCCUCCUCCGGCAAUGGAAGAGAGAGUUAGGUUCUGUGGAUGAUAUUCUGGGCCCCUUGACGGAGAUCCUAGAGGGAGUGCUGCAGGCAGACCAACAGCUCAUGGAGAAGACCAAGGCCAAGGUGUUUUCCGCAUUCAUCACCGUGUUGCAGAUGAAGGAGAUGAGAGUAGGUGACAUCCCCCAGUACUCCCAGCUGGUGUUCAGCGUCUGCGAGACCCUCCAAGAAGAGGUGAUUGCACUCUUGGACCAGACCCGUCACAGCCUGGCCUCGGGCACUACCCCAGAGGACAAGGACAGUAUGGAGACAGACGAUUGCUCUCGGCCUCGGCACAAGGACCAGCGGGAUGGGCAGGUGUGCGUCCUGGGGCUGCACCUGGCCAAGGAGCUGUGUGAGGUGGAUGAAGAUGGUGACUCAUGGCUGCAGGUGACCCGCAGACUCCCCAUCCUGCCUACCCUCCUCACUGCCUUGGAAGUGAGCCUUCGCAUAAAGCAGAACCUGCAUUUCACCGAGGCCUCAUUGCACCUGCUACUCACCCUGGCUCGCACCCAGCAGGGAGCCACAGCUGUGGCUGGAGCCGGCAUCACCCAGAGCAUUUGUCUGCCCCUUCUUAGCGUGUACCAGCUCAGCUCCAAUGGGACGGUGCAGACACCUAGCACUUAUCGCAAGUCCCUAGAUGCCCCCUCUUGGCCAGGGGUCUACCGCCUGUCCAUGUCCUUGAUGGAGAGGUUGCUCAAAACCCUGCGCUACAACUUCCUGACUGAGGCCUUGGACUUCGUGGGUGUUCACCAGGAGCGGACCUUACAGUGCCUGAACGCAGUGAGGACGGUGCAGAGUUUGGCCUGCCUCGAGGAGGCGGACCACACUGUGGGCUUCAUCCUGCAACUCUCCAACUUCGUGAAGGAAUGGCACUUCCACCUGCCGCAGCUCAUGCAAGAUGUCCAGGUAAACUUAUGUUACUUAUGCCAGGCCUGUACCUCCCUCCUACAUAGCCGCAAGAUGCUGCAGCACUGCUUACAGAACAAAAAUGGGGAUGCCAUGCCCUCAGCAGUCGGCCCCCGAGGCCAGCGGCCACCCACAGCUGCCCCGGCGGCUCCCUCUUGCUCUGCCUCCAAGCAGCAGACUGCUGACACAGAGGCCGCGCAACAGCGAGCCCUGCACACUGUCCAGUAUGGCCUUCUGAAGAUCCUCAGCAGGACUCUGGCAGCCCUGCGCCACUUCACUCCCGAUGUCUGUCAGAUCCUGCUGGAUCAGUCCCUGGACCUUGCUGAGUACAACUUUCUAUUUGCCCUAAGCUUCACCACCCCCACCUUUGACUCCGAGGUGGCCCCUUCCUUCGGGACCCUUCUGGCCACAGUGAACGUGGUUCUGAACAUGCUUGCAGAGCUGGACAAGAAGAAGGAGCCCCUCACGCAGGCCGCAGGGCUCAGCACACAGGUGGAAGGGACCAGAACAUUAAAGUCCCUCCUGAUGUUUACUAUGGAGAACUGCUUUUACCUGCUCAUCUCCCAGGCAAUGCGGUACCUGAGGGACCCAGCUGUUCACCCCCGAGAUAAGCAGCGCAUGAAGCAGGAGCUCAGCUCAGAGUUGAGCACGCUGCUCUCCAGCCUCUCACGCUACUUCCGUCGGGGAGCACCCAGCUCCCCUGCUGCUGGCAUCCUCCCCUCGCCUCAGGGCAAGUCCACCUCUCUCUCCAAAGCCAACCCUGAGAGUCAGGAGCCUCUGAUCCAGCUGGUGCAGGCCUUCGUCCGGCAUGUACAAAGAUAGGGCAGGGGCAUGCUGCCUACCACUCUCUGCCAGCCUGUGGUGCCCAUCAGCGCCUGAGUACGGCCCCAUUGCCCUCUCCAGAGUAGCCACGAUUCCAACCUCUCACCAUGGUCAACAGCGGGGAUGGGGAGCCCAAGGCCCCAUGUGCAGGUCCUCACAUUAAAGAGGCCCCAAAGAAGUGAAUUCCUUUCCUUCCAGCAUUCCCCAUAGCACUUGACCCCACCAGGGAGAGGCCGGGGACCAGUGCCAGGUGCAGUUCAAGAGGAAGACUGUGUGCACGGGUUUGAAUAUGUUUUCCAUGCUCUGUUCUUGCAGUUUUUUGGUAAUACUGUGGUCUAUUUAUACGAAUAUUAAAGUACUGUUUAUAGA